Messenger RNA from Penicillium olsonii, 1074 nucleotides. The record is from the annotation of a GenBank genome assembly. Lineage: Eukaryota; Fungi; Ascomycota; Eurotiomycetes; Eurotiales; Aspergillaceae.
AUGGACAACAUGCGCGAUAUCGCCGCAGGCGCAAUGUCGCUCGUCUCAUGGAAGACACUUGCAUUGGUGCUGGCGUUCCUUAAUCUCAAGAACCUUCCGUUCGUGUGGCAUGUAGGUGUUCGCGCCCGGGCGCUCAGGGGGCUAUUCGAAUUAACUUCUCUGCGCACGCAGGGAGCACUCCGCGUUCUGUAUUACUUCUUAGUCAACUUGCGUCUUAAACCAACUGUGCCGGUUUUCCCCAAGGGAACGGCGAUUGUGGAUGUACAGGGCAAACCGACUCAUCCAGUCUUCGUAUCAAGCAUGGUCACCUCGCGGACACCACUGCUUGAGACCGAUUACAAUUUGCACAAAUCCAACAGCACCUAUUUCUCCGACUUGGAUAUCUCACGUACAUCACUCGUGACCCGCCUCUACAGCCCUGGUGUAGGCUUAGUGAGCAAGGAGCUAGAUGAAGAGUUCCUCGCCGCAAGCAAAAAGGAUGGCAAGCCUGCUCCAAAACGCAAGCAUGUAUCCAUUGUGCUUGGGUCGGUGUACUGCACAUUCAAGCGCGAGAUCAAGCCUUUUGAGUUGUAUGAAAUGCACUCCAAGAUCAUCUCCUGGGAUAAGAAGUGGUUGUACGUUUUGACCUGUUUCAUGAGACCUGCCCGCCGUGGGGGUGAAAAGAUUGUGCUUGCGGUUGCCGUGAGCAAGUACGUGACCAAGAAGGGUCGAUUGACUGUUUCGCCGGAGAGGAUUCUACGUGCCAGCGGACUUCUUCCCACGCCGCCCAAACGCGAGGCCAACGCCGAUUUAACCGACUCCGCCGAAGCUUCUGGUGUCGACACCCCCGGAGGCGGCGAUGGUAUCACGGCAACGGGUGUUGAUGAGUCGUUGGUCCGGGAAGUGUUGAAAAUAAAUGCCGAUCAGAUUGCCGGGCGAGAGACCCUUGAGAAACAGCAGAAGGAUAACAAUGCUUCGUGGAAUUCGGAGGAAUGGACAUGGGAGCGCAUUGAACAGGAAAGGUUGCGGGGCCUGAAAGUUGUGGAUGGCUAUAUAGAUCUCGACACUAGGCUGUAUGAUGAAUGGGUGCAAUAG